This is a messenger RNA of Clonostachys byssicola, 528 nucleotides long. Lineage: Eukaryota; Fungi; Ascomycota; Sordariomycetes; Hypocreales; Bionectriaceae. The record is from the annotation of a GenBank genome assembly.
AACGAAUACCGCACGGCAAGAGUUGCAGAGAUCCUGGACGAUUUCCGAACCCUUCAGUACUACAUUGCUGCGGCACCGACCUCACCGAUCAACUCCGAAGACCACUACACUGAAGGUUGGGCAGCGCUCAGGCAGUGCGCCAUCGACGGUCAGCACAUCCUCGAAUGCGCCGCAGACACGAGCGUCCCCAAUGCCUCCGGCGGCGAGGAGGAGCAAAGGAGAGCCGAACUCAAGCAGGUUUACCUCGAUGCUUAUGCUAGGCGCCACGAGGGGCAGAAGAUCUACCUCCGGCAGGCGGCAGCGCAGAGAUGGAUAGAACGACGAGACUACAUUCUGCAGGGAGGACGACCAGGGUCCAAGAACCGCAAACACCUCCAGGCUUCCGAUAACCAGUUCCGACAAGAACUUGCGAGCAUCACAGACGAAGCUGUUUACUCGGACUUGCAGGCUUCUGACAUGGGCCUCGGUCGCUGGACGGCAGAGGACCCAAGCUUGAGAGCUGUCCUGCGCUGGCUGCGCGCCCGACGA